AUGCCGCCGUCCUCCUCCUCCCCCUCCUCCUCCUCCUCCAGCCUGGCCGAACCCAAGUACUCCAGCCUGCACUCGUCGCCUGCCUCCAACUUGUCCCCGUCCAGCAGCAGCAGCAGCAGCGGCAGAGGCGGCAGCUCCGAGACGAUGUGCCGAGUGUACUUGCCGACAGCCCCGAGCAAUAUAUUCGGCGGGCUGGAUGAAAGUUUGGUGGGCCGAGCUGAGGCGCUGGCGGCGGUGGAGAUUGGAGCUGCGAGCAGCAAGAGCCAGCCGUUCAAGCCGGACGCCAGCUACCACACCAUGAACAGCAUCCCGUGCAGCUCCAGCUCGGCGUCCAUCAGCAGCCACCCCCCUGCCCUGCCCUCGCACCCGCACCACCCGCACCCGCACCACCCGCACCCGCACCCCCCCCAGCACCACCCCCAGCAGCAGCACCCGCACCACCACCCGCAGCAGCAGCAGCACCACCCGCCGCCCCAGAACCUGGACGGCGAGCUGCUGGAGCACAUGUCGCCGGGCCUGGGGCUGCCCACCAUCACCGGGCCGGACGGCAGCGUGGUGUCUCCCCCACCGCCACCCCCCCACAUGGCCGCCAUCAACCACAUGCACCAGGCCAUGAGCCUGGCGGCGGCCGCCGCUGCCGCCCACGGGCACGCUCACGGCCACGGGCACGGCCACGGGCUGGCCUCCCCGCACGGGGGGCUGGCGCCGGGCUGCCUGGGCGAGGUGGUGGACGCCGACCCCCGCGACCUGGAGGCGUUCGCCGAGCGCUUCAAGCAGCGGCGCAUCAAGCUGGGGGUGACCCAGGCGGACGUGGGCUCGGCGCUGGCCAACCUGAAGAUCCCGGGCGUGGGCUCGCUCAGCCAGAGCACCAUCUGCCGCUUCGAGUCGCUGACCCUGUCGCACAACAACAUGAUCGCGCUGAAGCCCAUCCUGCAGGCCUGGCUGGAGGAGGCCGAGAAGUCGCACCGGGAGAAGCUCAGCAAGCCCGAGCUCUUCAACGGCGCCGACAAGAAGCGGAAGCGCACCUCCAUCGCCGCCCCGGAGAAGCGCUCGCUGGAGGCUUACUUCGCCAUCCAGCCGCGGCCCUCCUCCGAGAAGAUCGCCGCCAUCGCCGAGAAGCUCGACCUCAAGAAGAACGUGGUCAGGGUCUGGUUCUGCAACCAGCGGCAGAAGCAGAAGCGCAUGAAGUACUCCGCGGGCCACUAG
This is a messenger RNA of Hemiscyllium ocellatum (epaulette shark), 1206 nucleotides long. It is a transcript of the gene pou4f2, whose product is annotated as POU class 4 homeobox 2. The record is from RefSeq and is a predicted model, not a curated record. Gene Ontology annotation, molecular function: DNA-binding transcription factor activity, RNA polymerase II-specific; RNA polymerase II cis-regulatory region sequence-specific DNA binding. The transcript is spliced from 3 exons. Bases 1 to 1206 code for a protein of 401 amino acids. Gene Ontology annotation, biological process: regulation of transcription by RNA polymerase II. Lineage: Eukaryota; Metazoa; Chordata; Chondrichthyes; Orectolobiformes; Hemiscylliidae.